This is a messenger RNA of Paramuricea clavata, 6082 nucleotides long. The record is from the annotation of a GenBank genome assembly. NCBI's taxonomy places the organism in Eukaryota, Metazoa, Cnidaria, Anthozoa, Malacalcyonacea, Plexauridae.
UAUUGUGCGGAGUGCAAGAAAACUUGAGGUCUCCUGGAACAAGUUAAGUUUGGAUGAUUCAAAUGGAUUCAUAACCAAAUACGAAGUAUGUUAUGAACUUGGUUCUGCUGGUCCUAGUUGUAAUAGGACCAAAGUGAUUACCGGUGUUGACAAUACAACAACAGGUAUAACCGGAUUGACACCUGCAAUGCAGUAUACAGUUGCUGUUCGAGCUUCUACUAAAGUUGGAUAUGGGUUUCUCGGAGAUCCUAUGACUGUCACAACGAAUGAAAGUGGUGAGUUAUAAAUAUUAGGUAAUGUGUAUUCUGAUUUAACAAGUAAAAAGAACAAAGUUAGGUUUUAGUGGAAACUUUGGAAGUUGAAAUGAGAUAUUCAUACAUCUAUUCAUACAUUGAGCAAGAAAACAAACUUCCGGUGGUGUUGACGAUUAACUUCCACAUUUUUGUUUAAUGGACAUUUUUGGAUUUAUAUUGCUUCUUAUGCUCUUGAUGCGUACUCAGUGAACUCUAUAUAUAUAUAUAUCUGGAACGAUAACAUUCAGUCAUUUGAUUGUGAAAACAAUGAAGCCUCGAUACCAGUCUUUCACACGGAUUGGACGUCAGUCUCAGUCCCUCAAACGUCAGGUUUACGCGGAUUGGACGUCAGUUUCAUCCCCUCUCUGCAAACCGUUGCACGGCCAGUAUAAAUUUGAACGCAAUCACGAAAAAAAAUUAAAAACAUGGCCAACUCAAUGCAAUACAUUGUAGGAGCAAACAGUUUUGCUCCUAAAAUUUACUGCAUUGAGUUCGCUGUCGGAAAAAAGUCGAGGAAAACUUCCCCGUCUGGAGAAAAGAAUCACUUUUUCAAAUAUAUUGUGUCGUUCUGGAUGCACAAGGAAAGAGAUAUUCUUGCGAGAAAAUUUCAUUUCAUUUUCACAGGUAGGUAAAUUGACUUGCAACUGUGACUUUGCCGUUGCCAUUUUUCGCGAUUGUUUGAAUUGUUUUUUAGUUUACCAGUUUUAUAGUUUUUAGUCAAUACACUGGUACGUUAUUUUAAUUUUAAAGAAUUUAUUGUGUGAUCGGAAUUUGCCUGCCAGCAAAAUGUAAAUGAUAUGUACGUGUGUUUGAAUAUAAAUUAGACCAUGGGCUUAGUAAAAAAUUAUUUUAAUAACUACGUUUCGGAGUAUAACUCCAUCUUCAGGUUUAUAAAAGUGAAUAAAGAUAUAAAAACUGUGAUAAAAACUUUCAAAACAAUUACAAAUUUUAUAUGUAAGUGAUAUUUAAUACUGUAAGAAUUAAGAAAGUUCUUGAACAGUUGAUGACGAAGACAAUGACGAAUACUUAUGUCGUGAUUUUUCUGUCGGCUUCACUUUUCGCUCGCUGUUAUCGUUCCAGAUAUAUAUAUAUAGAGUUCACUGUGCGUACUAUGCAUGUUUCGUGACUUAAGCCCCGUUUACACUACGCUCAAUUUUUGGUACGGUACGGAUAAAAUUAGUACCCGUACCACUUUUUUGGUUCUUGGACUACCUAUUUAGGCAGUCCAAGAACCAAAAAAGUGGUACGGUACCAAAAAUCGAGCGUAGUGUAAACGGGGCUUAAUUUUGCUAGGUUUUUGAAACCAAAAAAGUGGUACGGAUACCAAUUUUAUCCGUGCCGUACCAAAAAUCGAGCGUAGUGUAAACGGGGCUUUAGACGCCCAGGGAAAAUUUACUAUUUGGGGCCGCGUAGUGAUUUUCCAUCGUCAAAGAUUUUGAAAUUAUGUGCUUUUUAAAAGAUUGGUUUCCAUAUUCUUGAACUUUUAGCCCUAAGGACAAAUAGGAAGAUUUUUCCUUCGGUUUUGAAUGUUACGUUUAUCUAACAUUUUGAAUGCAAACUCUGCGUGCUUAAAUAGUACAGGAUGGUCCACGGGCAUUCUCGCCUGGGAAAAUUUUGAAAUCUAUAAUCCCUGGAAUAGCAAUUGCUGCAUUCUCGGAGAAUAUUUAACUGUAUAGUUGCUAUGCAUAGUUUACUUUAUCCUAAUAUUUUGUGUGCGUGAUUAACAAGAAACUGUAAGAAGUGUGCCCAAAUUUAGUGUUUUGACUUCGAUUUAAUUAAAGAAUAAUACUACACUUAAUUGAACUGAUAAUUUUAUUAGCGAUACGAUCUGUGGGAAAAGCUUAUAGCUGGGAAAAAUAUCAUACCAACUGUUUAUACGACCUUCCAAUGCAUUGGGCGUUAAUUUCCGUCGUCUUGUCUUUACUUUUCUCACAGGCCAAAUGAAGUUCUCACUCUAGGAUAUAUAUGAAACUCACUGGUGUACAGGAGGUAUAUUUGUUUUCAUCUUGAUCUGAUAUUUGUUUUCUCUGUAGUACCUGGCGCUCUUAAGAUAGAGGGAUCGGUAACUGCUGAUUUAUCAAGCAUAUCCCUGAAAUGGUCCGCACCCACCCCGGCUAACGGUAAACUAAAGGACUACGAAGUGUGCUCACGUUCGGGAGGUGGUUCUCCUAUGUGCAUAAACAUUGCCGACAGGCAAUACCGAAUACCUAAUCUUAAUCCAGGAACCAUGUAUAACAUAUCAGUUUCGGCUUCUACGAUGAUUGGCAAGGGUCCUAUUGUCUCGGUGCUAAAGAAAACUGAUGAAAGUGGUAAGUGAUAUUCCAUUAAACAGAGCUAUAGCCGUUUGCGUUUCAAGCGCGUUAUUGCGCGCGUGCACAUCGGCACUCGACUUGACUUAUGAAGACACGCAUUUUACCACGUGCCUCCUUUGUUUCAAAGUGAUCUGAUAAUAUGAAAUCGUACAGCGCACCUGGUAUACUUGCCACUUAGCGUCUUUUUCUGGGACUUCAGACUCUGAACUUUUCGACUAACUAUAUAAGACAACAAAACAUUGUUAAAAUGACUAUGUUCCAAAUACAAUUUUACUCGGUUUUGGAACUUUUGUUCAUGGUUUUUCGACGUUUAUAUAUGACCCGGCUUGAAAUUGAUCAAUAAGUGGAUUUUUAAAACAUCACUCCGCGUAGAAACUUGGAUAGCUUGAGAUGCUCAAAUGCUGCAGAGACAGCUUUUUUAAAUAAAAAAGUCUAUCAAGAUUUCUAGUAGGUCUCUAGCCCAAAAUGUUUAAAUUAUUGUAAAAUAUUUUAAGUAGCUCUUUUUUAUGCACAUGGGAAAACAAUGAAUUAAAAAAAAACAGUAUAUAUAGUGGAUGGAUUAAAUAUAUCCUUCCAUUCUUUCAAGAAUUGGAGCUUUACAUUCAUGGGAAUCAAAUAUGUAAGAACAGUCUAAGUAUAUAAGAACGAUGUUAUAAGCAUAUCAAAUAGCACGUUUCUGCAGUUUUUGUGUACUUUCACUGCGCAUAUCCAAUAAUAGACCUUUAAUUUAUAAAAAGGUUGACGUCAGCAGGCUUGUGACGUAUUUUGCGGUGAGAGUCCUGAAAGCUCAGAGUUGUUUACUUGUUUUGGGUUUUUUAAAGGCCAAAAGAAGCCAGUAUUAUGGUAAGCUUGAAGUAAUUUUUCUAUAUAUAGGCCAAAUAAGUUUUCAUAUUCGUCGUAGUUUAAAAUUUAUUUGUUUUUGGCGUCUACUGGAACAGUAGUCCCAUAUGCAUAUCGACAAGAGGUUUAGUUAUAAUACAGGGUGUCUAAAAAAAACAGGCUGGACAUCGUGCAUCAUAAACGUGGCUACACAAUUAAAUUUUUACAUACGACGAAAGAACUUACAGUUAUUUAGCUUUUCAAUGAUACUCUUUUUAAAUCGUGCAUAUGACGAAUAUUUAUAUAUAAAAUCGUUUUUAAUUAAAUAUUUAAUUAUAGUUAUUAGAUCAUAUAAAUUUUGUAAGAUGUGUUAAUAUAUUUAUAUUUUAUGAAAGAUGCCUCAUGUCAUAAUCUCAGCUGCAUGAAUAGGAAAGUCAGGUCAUUUUUACUUAAAACAAGAAUUUUCUUAUGCUUAAGAAUUUUCUUAUUCUCACUAAAAGAAUAUUUUUGCUUGUUUUAAGUAAAUAGUUCUUGAAAAAAUUCUUGUCUAGACAAAAAUUCUUACUCUACCGACAAGUAUAAUUUUACUUGUUUUGAGCAAAUUUUUGCUUAAAGCAAAUAAUUUUUUGCUUGAAAGAAGAAUUUACACGUAUAAAAAUUCUUGUUUUAAGCAAUUUUUUUCUUAAUAAGAAUUCUAGGUAAGAAUAAUAUUGUUAAUAUUCCUUCGUCUUCGUGAGACAAUAGAGAGCUUACGCAAGGACGAAUUUUGAAGGACGACGUCGACUUUUCGACAGGAUGUGACGUAAUAUUUGAAGUGAGCAUGCGUCGUGGCAGGCCUGAAGGCGUCCUUCGGAAGUCGACACCGUCAAAAGGUUAUUUUCGAAGGCGUCGCUAAAACGUUUCUUAUUCGAAGGUUAUAUCGAAGGAAAAUUUAAUUGGGGAAAAGUCAACACGAAAGAAGUAAGUAUAAUUUUACAGUAUUUACUAUUGUGGUUAUUUGCUAUACUUUUUCCACUGGUGUGUCAUCGAAAUAUCCGUACAGUGCUUGCCUGUUGUUUUGUGCCUUUUGUGUAAACACAAAUUAAUACAUGCACACAUUACUAUGUAUAAAACAAAACACAGGGUGAAAGGGACUGAUUAAACCCUUUUCCUCCCUGAUUUGAAUGUACUUUUCCCAACUAUUCAAGUGCAGUUUGAACAGAAAAUGGGAUUGUAUCCUCUUGUUCUUUAUAAUUAUUAGUUUUCGUAUCUUUUUAAUAUGAUUUAUAUAAGCUGCCUUCCGAUAGUUGGGUGGUAUAUGAAGUCAAAGUUGGUAAUUUCAAAGCACCGAUAGUUAUUUAUAGACUGAUUAGAGCCUACAAUCAACGAAUUUUCUAUUGUGUAAUAUGUAUUAACCUCUACAGUGCAACCUACCUAUUGCAAGUAUUUUGAAAUCAAUACAUACUAGAAAUCUAGAAUAGCAUGAUUGUCAUGUUUGUUGAUUUACCAACUCUUUUUAAAUAUUAUCUAGUUCUAAGAUAUUUGACACAUACAUACAUUUACAACACGUGUAUGUAUUAACCCAUGAUUUAUAAACUUGCAGUAGCCUUAUCUUCCAUUGAUAAAAAUCGUCUGGUGUUUGGGCUUUGCAAAAUUAAUGGAUUACUGUCGUUCCAAUUGAAGUGUUGCUCAAAUAUUGAUUCAAUACAUUACCUCGGGCUGACCAAUUUAUUUCAUCAAGUUCCUCGAGAUAUUCAUACACUUCCUAGUAUAAUUGUAAACUUCCUGUUGAAUAAUUUGAAUGCACCAAUCACCUUUGUUGUUUGUGCAACUAACCAAUCAUAAAUAGAAAGGAAGUGACCAGAAAUUAUCUUAUACUUGGAAUUGGCUCUUUCACAGGAAGUGUAUGAAUAUCUCGAGGAACUUGAUCAAAUGAAUUGGUCAGCCCGAGGUAAUGUAUUGAAUCAAUAUUUGAGCAACACUUCAAUUGGAACGACAGUAAUAGUAGCCUUGUAUUGGUACAAUACACAGUAUCAUGAUUAAUUUUGGUGUUUGUAUGACUGGUUGGGAUUCUUACAUAUUUGUUCCCCUAUUUAUAUCAUUAGUGUGCCCAUGAGAUGGACAGAGGAGCACGACAUUGUGUUAUGCCGGUAGUCAGCAGAAAUAGGAAGUGCAUGGACAACCAUUGCAAAUGAGCUUAAUGCAGUUCAAGAAAUACGCUUCUGUGUUACCCAAAAAGCUGUACGAGACAGAAUGAAGCUUUUGGUUGAACGCCAUAAAAAGAAAACGAGAGAAGAAGAAUCACCCAGUGGUAUUUCUCCAGAACAGUCAGAUAUUUAUGAAGCACUCGAUACAAUAAUUGAGUUGAUUGAUGAUGCAGAACAACAUUUUGAGAAGGAUCCUUACGAAAAACAGCAAAAGAUAGAGAAUAACCGAAAGCAAGCAGAAGAGCUCAGAGUUAAGGCAAUGGAAAGUUAUGGAGAGAGUAGAAAAAGACAACUUGAAAGUGGGGAAAGUGAACCUAAGCCAAGGAGGAAACGAGCCACAGGAGGAGAAACAUUGGUAUAUUUACAAGAAAAAUCUGAAAAGGAGUUUGAGCUACGAAAGGCUGAACUGGAAAUUAAAAAAAAAAAAGAAGUAAAAAACAAAAGGGAAGUGGAGAUGACAUUGCAGAAAUAG